This is a messenger RNA of Perkinsus marinus ATCC 50983, 1954 nucleotides long. RefSeq names its product Nuclear segregation protein BFR1, putative. Gene Ontology annotation, molecular function: mRNA binding. The coding region runs from base 76 to 1473 and encodes 465 amino acids. NCBI's taxonomy places the organism in Eukaryota, Perkinsozoa, Perkinsida, Perkinsidae. The record is from RefSeq and is a predicted model, not a curated record. The transcript has 6 exons. Gene Ontology annotation, cellular component: endoplasmic reticulum; nuclear outer membrane-endoplasmic reticulum membrane network; ribonucleoprotein complex. Gene Ontology annotation, biological process: intracellular mRNA localization.
AUCAGUACUUUCCCUCGUUUGAGCUAGUGCUGCUCGGCUUCCACCACCUUCAACACGCCUCGCAUCCCUUCCGACAUGUCGAACGCUAAAAACGCCACCACUAACGCUGCCGCCUCCAAGGAGAAGCCCUCCGAGGCUGCUCAUACUGAGGCUCACACCAGGCCUCAGCCAGUCGAUCGUGCUUAUUAUGAGAAGAAGAUUGACAAGCUUAGUGAGGAGAUCAAGGGUCUUCAAGCCAAGGUUCACGAUCUCAAUGAGAAAAUCCACGGCAAGUCCGAGGGUAAAGAUGAGUUCCUCCGUAAGCGCGAUCUGCUGAAACAGCAGAUGGACGAGCAGCAGAAGCUCGUGUCUGAUUUGGAGACUAAGAGGAGCAAAACUCAAGAUGGUAUUCAUAACAAGCAAACUGAGGGACGCCAACUCCGUGCUGAAUUGAGUAGCAUGCAGAAGAAGUUGGGCUUCUCUACUGAGGACCAAAUCGAUGACAAGAUCGCUGAGAUCGAGUACAGGAUGCACACUGAGUCUUUGGAUCUCAAGAAGGAGAAGGAAUUGAUGAAACAGAUUUCCGAGCUUAAACAGACCAAACCUCAGCUCAAGAAGUUUGCCGCUAUGAAGAGUGCCUCCGGCGAAUAUGAUUCCACCAACGUCGGACCCCUGAAGGCCAACUUGGAAGACAUCAAGACUAACCUCAACAAGGCCCGUGAUGAGAGGCGUAAGCUCCACGAGCAGUACUCCAAGCUUAUGGACGGUCGUCGCAAGGCUAUGGAGGGCAUGUCUGAUAUUUUUGAAGCCCGUGAGAAGCUCAACAAGGAGAUCAGAGCCAAAUACGGCCAGAUCAAGGAGCUCCGUGACGAGCGCUCUGCUAAGAUCAGCGCUUACACCGCCUGGGUCGCCGAGCAGAAGGAGAAGCGUGCCGCUCGUGAGAGAGAGGAGCGCGAGGCUAGGUUGGCCGAGGAGGAGAAGAAACGCCUUGAGGAGGAGCUGGAGAAGGAAAAGGAAAUUCCUUAUCUUGCUGAAAUCGAGUUAGUCGAGAACACUAUCAAGUAUUGCAAGACUUUGGCUCCUGAGGAGAAGAAGGAAGAGGCCGCUGCCAAGGCUGAUGUUCCUACUAUUGACGGCACUAUGGCUCUUGUGCAGAAGAAGGACAGGGUUCAGAACUACUACUUCGCUCCUACUGCUCAGAAGAAGAAGGGCAAGCACAACAAGCAGGGCGCUAGCCAGGCUGCUUUCAAGCACGGUCUUGAUACUCUGCAGCUCUUCUCUGAUAUGAAGGUUGAUGCUCCCAAGAAUAAGGACGAUGUUCCUAAGUGCAUUGAGGAUCUCAACAAGAGGCUCGCCGAGUAUAAGGAUCUCCAGAAGGUCGAAUACGAGAAUCGUCAGAAGCGUCGUGAGGCUCGUGAGGCUGCUGCUAAGGCUGCAGCUGAGCAAGCUGACGAGACUGCUAAACAGGCUGAGACUACUGAGGCUACUGCUUGAGUUUUUCUAAACCACAUUGUUAAUCAAUAACAAUAGUAAUCAUCCUACCCCUUUUCUAUCAUCGUUGUCGUGACGGUGGUGGUAAUGUGAGGCGGUUGAGUGGUUGGAAAGCCAGUAUGCCUCUUUCAUGUAGUCUUCGUCGUACUACUACUAUCCGAACCUAGUAUCAUUCUUGCUGCUAUUGCCAGUCUCCUGAUCUCGAAGUCGACUCUUCAUGAUCUCCCUUUUCCUCUCCUGCUGAACGGUUGUGUAUCGGUAGUCCUUUUCUCGCGGCACUGUUGAUUACGUCAACAACAGCAGGGUAUUUGGCUCUGGGAUACAUCUCACCGUUAUAGUAGACCUGCUAUCUUUGCUUAUCGUGCUGGGGUUGAUGAAGUCACAUCUACUUUAUCACAACUGUUCCUGCCUAUAUACUACUACCCUAUGAAUGGUUGCAGUAGCCGCUGUGGGCAUUUAGCUGGUUAGAAGGUUAGCCGCUCAG